UACAAGACUGGCGACAUUUCAGAUCUCAUAAUGUGUAUUGUAACAGAAGAAAACUAAUAUCUCAUUCGUUUCAAUGAACGAGAUCACGCAUCGAAACUACAGUAGAGAAGCGACAGAUUACGCUGUUUUGGAGUCUAGCAGUGCAACUUUGUAUCUUUUUCAAGAGGAGAGGAAAUAUCGGUCUCGAGAGCAUCGUGGUUCUCACUGGACCGGAGUGUCAUGCUCUUAGUCAGUCAGAGGAUCCAAUGAAAAUGUCCGUCUGCACGCAUGAGAACCGCAAAUCCUGCCUCAGCUCGGCGUCCAUGAACAUCUUCCUGUUUCACAAGUCAUCGUACGCGGACAGCGUCCUUACGCACCUCAACGCGCUCCGGCAGCAGCAGCUCUUCACCGAUGUCCUCCUCCACGCUGGGAGACGCUCCUUCCCCUGCCACCGUGCUGUGCUGGCUGCAUGCAGUCGCUACUUCCAGGCCAUGUUCAGUGGAGGUCUCCGGGAGAGCCAGGCCAGCGAGGUGGACUUCAGGGACUCCAUCCACCCAGAGGUGCUGGAGCUCUUACUAGACUAUGCCUACACCUCCCGGGUGGUGAUCAACGAGGAGAAUGCAGAGUCCCUCCUGGAGGCAGGAGACAUGCUGGAGUUCCAGGACAUCCGGGACGCCUGCGCUGAGUUUCUGGAGCGGAACUUGGCAACGUCCAAUUGCCUGGGCAUGCUUCUGCUGUCCGAUGCCCACCAGUGCACCAAGCUGUCCGAGCUCUCCUGGGGCAUGUGCCUCAGUAACUUCUCCACCAUCUGCAAGACGGAGGACUUCCUCCAGCUGCCCAAGGACAUGGCGGUGACGCUGCUGUCCCAUGAAGAGUUAGAGACGGAGGACGAGAGGCUGGUCUACGAGGCCGCCCUCAACUGGGUCAACUAUGACCUGGAGAGGAGGCACUGCCACCUCCCCGAGCUGCUGAGGACGGUCCGCCUGGCCCUGCUCCCCACCAUCUUCCUCAUGGAGAAUGUGUCCACAGAGGAGCUAAUCAAUGCCCAGACAAAGAGCAAGGAGCUGGUGGACGAGGCCAUACGCUAUAAACUCAGGAUCCUCCAGAACGAUGGUGUGGUCAACAGCCCCCUGGCCAGGCCCAGGAAGACCAGCCACGCCCUGUUCCUCUUGGGAGGACAGACCUUCAUGUGUGACAAGCUGUACCUGGUAGACCAGAAGGCCAAGGAGAUCAUCCCCAAGGCCGACAUCCCCAGCCCCAGGAAGGAGUUCAGCGCUUGCGCCAUCAGCUGUAAGGUCUAUGUUACCGGCGGGAGGGGCUCAGAGAACGGUGUGUCCAAAGACGUGUGGGUCUACGAUACGUCCCGCGAGGAGUGGUCCAAGGCGGCGCCUAUGAUCAUCGCCCGCUUCGGCCACGGAUCGGCCGAGCUCAAAAACUGCCUCUACGUGGUUGGAGGACACACGGCGGGUACAGGCUGUCUCCCCGCCUCACCCUCUGGGUCACUCAAACAGGUCGAGAAGUACGACCCGGUUGCCAACAAGUGGUGCAUGGUGGCGCCGCUGAGGGAAGGCGUGAGCAACGCGGCGGUGGUCAGUGUCAAACUCAAACUCUUCGCCUUCGGAGGAACCAGCGUCACCCAUGACAAAUUACCCAAGGUGCAGCUCUACGACCCACAGGAGAAUAGGUGGUCUGUCCCCGCCUCCUGCCCACAGCCCUGGCGCUACACGGCCGCCGCCGUCCUCAACAACCAGAUCUUUGUGAUGGGUGGCGACACAGAGUUCUCGGCAUGCUCUGCCUAUAAGUUCAACAGCGACAGUUACCAAUGGACUAAAGUAGCAGAUGUGACAGCCAAGAGGAUGAGCUGCCAGGCGGUGGCGUCAGGUAACAAACUGUAUGUGGUGGGAGGCUACUUUGGCACUCAGCGGUGUAAGACUCUGGACUGUUACGAUCCAACACUGGACGCGUGGAACAGCAUCACUACCGUACCCUACUCACUCAUCCCCACAGCAUUCGUCUCCACCUGGAAACACCUCCCAGACUGAGGACUGGACUCCGACUCAACGUCGAGCAUCGGCCUCACGGCUUCAUCGCUAUACUGGAUUAUCUAUUCGAUUAAAGACUGUGAAGGUGCAAGAUAUUCAACGUGAGGAUGGCAAGAAGGAUUUACCGUUUAACAUGAAGGACUGCAGGCAGGUGGACUAUCUUAUUGGAGUAAAGAAACCUGUGGUGUUUACAUGAAGGAUGAACAUAACCUCUACUUUAUAUUCCUUCAUUUGUAUAUCCUUAUUUGACUUUAAAGACUAUUCAAUAACUCAAUCAUGACUAUUCAAUAACUCAAUCAUUCCUAAUAUGUUGUGGGCCUAGUGUAUUUGGAGUAUUCAAGCCACUACGACAGUGUUUACACAGGCAGCCUAAUUCUGGUCUUUUGUGCAAUUAUUGUCAAAAGAGCUGAUCUGAUUUGGUCAAAAUACCAAUUAAUGGAAAGAGAAUAAGAAUUGGGCUGACUGUAAAUGCAGCCGAUGUCAUGUGGAUUCUCACAAGUGGGGUAGGUAGACUAGGUGAAAAAUCUGUCGACGUGCCCUUGAGCAAGGCACUCUGGAUAAGGGCGUCUGCUAAAAUGUAAGUGAAUUCCACUUGUUUUUGGGCUUCAAAACAACCCGUCAGGACUCAUGGUUAAAGACAUGCCAAAAAUGCACACGUGUCAGUGGAGAGAUCAGACAUGACUGUGUUGUUACUGACAUGAACUGUGGGAAAGGACCAGUAAAGAGGAGGAAGGUAGAACUAGAGAAGAACCUCACAAUCCCUGGCAGGUCAACGUAGGACAAAUGUACUGGAAAUGUUCUUUAUGGGUCAUGUAUAAGGUAUUUACCUUACGCAGGGACUAAUUGUAAUGUUUGAACUGGACGAUUAUUUAACUUAUUGUUUUUUAUUUUGCUGCUUGUAUUCUGUAACAAAAUUAUUUCACUUUGUUGCCUUUUUUCUACGGUAUUUUUGUGUGUGUUUUUACUGCUUUGAGAUUGAAUAAUUGUUUGCACAUGUCUGCCUCUGAUCUGGGAGUAUCCCCAUUCCUCGUAGACAUGGGGAAGAGUAGCUUCCUUUGCUUUUCAUUUAACUGGAGGCUUGCCAAAUAAAAUGGAGACCCUGAAGAGAUAUUGUAGGUUUAGCUAAGCAACAAAUAGAACCCUAUUCCCUAUAUAGUGCACUACUAUAGACCAGAGCCCUAUUCCCUAUAUAGCGCAC
Messenger RNA from Salvelinus namaycush (lake trout), 3219 nucleotides. RefSeq names its product ectoderm-neural cortex protein 1-like. Lineage: Eukaryota; Metazoa; Chordata; Actinopteri; Salmoniformes; Salmonidae. The transcript is spliced from 4 exons. Bases 246 to 2021 code for a protein of 591 amino acids. The record is from RefSeq and is a predicted model, not a curated record. Gene Ontology annotation, molecular function: protein binding.